Oncorhynchus gorbuscha (pink salmon) is the source of this 1359-nucleotide messenger RNA. Its product is annotated as wnt inhibitory factor 1-like. Gene Ontology annotation, molecular function: signaling receptor binding. Bases 394 to 1359 code for a protein of 321 amino acids. The record is from RefSeq and is a predicted model, not a curated record. Gene Ontology annotation, cellular component: cell surface; extracellular region. The transcript is spliced from 9 exons. Lineage: Eukaryota; Metazoa; Chordata; Actinopteri; Salmoniformes; Salmonidae. Gene Ontology annotation, biological process: anatomical structure development.
UAAAGUGAAAAAAUUAAAUCAGGGAAAGAUUAGACCUUUACUCAGACCAAUAAAUAAAUAUUUAUAGUGCCAGUUGUUUGUCAACAUGUUACGCCAUUCCCAUCUCAUUAAUCAAUAGGCAGGCAUAGCCUAACCACCAACUCUUUACUUCCCAUGUCCCACUGCGCCACCGUGUGGCCACAUACCCUCCCUACAGCACCCGCUGUGUACAAGUAGUUUGCGACGUAGCGCAGGCGUCUCACUGUCAAUGAAAGAGGCUCACUCACGGCAUACCAGACUUGAGUACAGUGGGAAACCCAGCAUACACAGACACCAAUUUAACUACGAAGAGAGCCGAACGGAGAUACAUUUACAAUUUAAAAGGGUUCGAUUUGAGAGGCUUUGCAACUCAGGAUGGCUACCGAGACAGCCUCUGUUCUUCUGUCCCCCAUCAAAACGUGCUUUCUUCUACUUUUGGGUGGUUUGAUGUCCAAAGCUGCGCAGGAGCAGCAGGGAAGUUUGUACAUGUGGAUUGAUGCCAACCAAGCCAGAAUCCUAAUUGGUUUCGAGGAGAACAUCUUGAUCGUGUCAGAGGGAAAGAUGGCUCCAUUCACAACGGACUUCAGAAAGGCCCAGCAGAGGAUGCCUGCGAUACCUGUCAAUAUCCAGAAGGUCAACUUCACCUGGCAAGCUACUGAACAGGCAGAGUACUUCUAUGAGUUCCAGACACUGCGUUCCAUGGAUGUGGAUAUCAUGGACAACCCCACGGUCAACGUUCCUCUCCUGGGCUCUGUACCACGUAAGCCCUCAGUGGUGCAGGUGGGCUUCCCGUGUUUAGGAGACCAGGAUGGCGUAGCGGCGUUCGAGGUCACCAUACUGGUCAUGGACGCCGGUGGGAACAUCAUCCUGAGGACACCUCACAACGCCAUCUUCUUCAAGACCUGCCAGAGAGCUAAAUGUCCAGGUGGUUGUCGUAACGGUGGGUUCUGCAACGAGAGACAGGUGUGUGAGUGUCAGGAUGGUUUCUACGGGCCGCACUGUGAGAAAGCCCUCUGCUCUCCCAGGUGUCUGAAUGGUGGACUGUGUAUGAGUCCAGGGAUGUGCAUCUGCCCACCUGGUUACUAUGGAGACAGCUGUGACAAAGCUAACUGCAGCAUCACAUGUUUAAACGGAGGGACGUGCUUCCACCCAGGGAAGUGUAUCUGUCCUGCAGGCUACGAGGGACCACACUGUGGGAUCAGUAAAUGUCUCCAGGCCUGCAGGAACGGAGGAAAAUGCACUGGGAAAAACAAAUGCAAAUGUGACAAGGGUUUCCACGGCGACCUGUGUUCCAAGGGUAAGUCUAACCCCACCCCGGACACGGCUCCCGCCUCGGGAUGA